Lachancea sp. 'fantastica' is the source of this 597-nucleotide messenger RNA. NCBI's taxonomy places the organism in Eukaryota, Fungi, Ascomycota, Saccharomycetes, Saccharomycetales, Saccharomycetaceae. The record is from the annotation of a GenBank genome assembly.
AUGGUGGCAAAAAAGAGAAGCCAGCUACGAACCAAAGCCGCUCUGCGGCUUGGCCAAGGCAAGUCUGCAGAUGAAAAGAACGAAACUGUUGAACAACUGAAUCUUCCUGAAGACCCAAAAGCUUUCCUGCAUCAAGCUCGCGAAUCCAAAAAGGACAAAAUUCUCAAUAAAUCUCAAUCCUUUUUGUCGAAAUUACAUGAGGAUACGUCCCUAAGUGGCUCGAUAUCCAAAUCAGCUUUAAGACGUCGAAAACGUAAAACGAGAGAUCAGCUCAAACCAAGAAUGGAGGAUCUCCUGGUCUCUUUACAACAAGACGGUGUGGAAGAUGCAACUUCUGAUUUGACCAACGAUGCCACACUGCAAGAUUCUGGAGACAAACCUACAAGAAACGUUACCAGAGUAUCAAGGACCACCCCACACUUAGAGACCGGAUCUGUUUUGAUAAGAAAAAACGAACCAAGUAUUCGCAACCAGCGUGGUGCCAAGCAAUUAACCGGUAAAGAGAUUGACAGGUUCCAGAAUGUUUUACAAAACAAACAAUUCCAGCAGAGCCCUUUUGCAGCUCUAAAGGAGGUGAUUCAAGCUCAAAAACAUUGA